AUGUCAACGCGUCUUUCCAACGCUUGGACAAAGGUCCUUGCUCAACAGCAGCGAAUCGAGCAGCUAGAACAAGAAAGACAGGAACGUAUUAAGCAGAAGCAAGCCAAAAGAGAACGCGUUAUUGACGCUGAUCUCAAUCCAUCUGUUGAAUUUUCUUCUUUUCCUGAACGAUCAUAUAAAUUCUUAGACGAAAGCAAGGCGGGUGCCUCAAGGACCAAAAGGAAUAGCCAGCCGCGUCCACGAAGGUUGGAACGGCUCAAAAAUAAGAUCCAGGAUUUCGGUGCCGACAGCAACAACAGCAAUAGCAAUACCCGUCCAGCAGAAGACUCUGUCAUUAAAAUUGAGAGUGAUGAUAAUGGCAGUGACAACAGUGUUGACGACGAGGAUGAAGGUUUGUCAUUGCUAAGGAGGCCAGGCAACCAAAUGUCUCUGCUUGACAAAUUCGAAUUUUGCCGUGUCCACGUUGCGGAAGCACGGAUCGUACCUUUGGGUAUCCAGAACAAUUAUCCAUUCUAUAUCAAAUUCCAUGAAUUAUCCAAGCGAGUCUCUAAAAUAGAGUCUCAGCUAAGGUGUAUUAUUGAAGGAACGGUAUCAAGUACGUUCUUGGAUAUGGCUUUGAACCAAUAUAAGCAAUUAGGUACUCAAGGAGCACGUAACCCACACGUUAUCAUGGCCAAUGUGGAGCGCACCAUGCCAGGUUACUAUGGCUCCAAGGGUUCGGCAGAAUUAUCCAAAAUUCUUGCGCGCAUGUUCUUGGAGACUAAUAUAUUGACGCAUGAACGAGCUCGUCCACAAACACCGAUUGAAUAUAUUCAGCAUGUCCUCGUUCCUGAAGCCGGUCUGCGAUUGAUCGCAGAGGAUCAAGCGAAAAUAAUGCGUGGUAGCAGCGACUUAAAGGAAGGAAAAGAUCAUAGUGUGAUUACUUUAGAGGAAGCACGCCUGAUCAUGCAGGAGAGUGUGGAGUUUGGUAACUACAUGCACGAUGUUGAGCUUCAUUGA
This is a messenger RNA of Lobosporangium transversale, 999 nucleotides long. RefSeq lists its product as hypothetical. Lineage: Eukaryota; Fungi; Mortierellomycota; Mortierellomycetes; Mortierellales; Mortierellaceae. The transcript has 2 exons. The record is from RefSeq and is a predicted model, not a curated record. Bases 1 to 999 code for a protein of 332 amino acids.